AUGGGGCAGGCGCAGUCGGGGGGGCCCCGAGAGGGUCUGGCAGCAGAAGAGGCGAGCUUUGUGCUGCGCCUUGCACAAGAGACGCUCCAGGCUGGGAGUCAGGAUGCUGCAGCAACAGCAGCAGCAACAGCAGCAGCAACAGCAGCACCAACGGCAGCAGCAACGGCAGCUGCAACACCGGCAGCAACGCCAGCAGCAGCAACCGCGCCUCUAACGGGAGACACAGCAGCAGCAGCAGCAGCAAGGCUUUUAGAGACCUCCCUUUUAACUAUUCAAGCAGCAGCACCUGCAGCAGCAGCUGAGGGCGGCGCGGCAGCAGCAGAGGCAGCAGCACAGCCCAGUGCUGCUCCUUCGGGCGAAGCAGCAGCGCCGGCAGCCCCAGCUGCCACAACAGCUGCAGCAGCAGUACCAGCAGCAGCAGCAGCAGCAGCACCAACUGCAGCACCAGGAGAAACCGCAGCCGCAGAUAAAAAGGGAGACCAGGUAGAGGAAAUACACCGAGAGCUUAUCUGCUGCGUCUGCUGCGACUUGCUGCAGAAGCCCGUUUUGCUGCAGUGCGGCCACUUGUUUUGCUUCUGGUGCGCGUACCGGUCGAUGAACAUCUACGACAUUUCUUUUUGUCCUUUAUGUCGAUCUGCUUUUUCUUCUUUGCCUCCGGUGUGUCGGCCGGUGCACCUGUACGUACACCUCAAGUACCCAGCAGCAGCAGCAAGAAGAGACCAGGAAGUGGCAGAAUUUGAAAAAGAUAAAUCUUUUAAAAGUCCUCCCCACUUUCUGAUAGCCCGGGGCCCCCCAGGUGCUGCCACGGACUCGCUGCCCCUCAGCAGCAAAACUUUGCUGCUGCUGCUGCACAGAGAGGCCCCCCAGCUGCUGCCGCUGCACCUCACAGUUGACGUUCGCGUUGCUGCUGCAGCAGCAAAGGCGGACGAGCUCUGGGCGCGCGCGCAGCAGGGGCCCCCCCGCCCCCCGGCCCCAGCAGCAGCAGCAGCAGCAGCAGCAGCAGCAGCAGCAGCAUGGGAGGACGAAGAAGUGCCCAGCGACACCGAUGAGGGGCCCCUCAACGUGGGCCCCGUCUGGAGAAGGGGGCCCCCCCCCCCGGCCCUCAGCAGAAACAGAGGAGAUAAUCCUGCGGAAGAAAUGGAAACAGAUGAAGAGGUUUUGCCGGACUUCAGCAGAGACCCCGAGCCCGUGGCUGCGCCGCUGCCGCUGCUGCAGGGGCCCAGCAGCAGGCACCGCCUGCUGCUGCAGCCGCAGCAGCAGCAGCAGCAGCAGCCGCAGCAGCAGCAGCAGCCGCCGCAGCAGCAGCAGCAGCAGCCGCAGGCAGCCCCGGACGCUGCCGUGGACGCGGCUAGGGGAGCCUCCGAAGAGGCGCAGACGGCCAGCGAGAGGGCUGCUGCUGCUGCUGCUGCUGCUGUUGUUGCUGCUGCUGCUGUUCCCGUUCCCCGAGACAGCCGAGAACCCUCAAGCGCUCUUGAUGACCCAGAAGAGGUACUUCUGCAUGCAUGCACUCCGGGUGUAGCUACACCACACUGCCCCACAGCCCCUGCCCCCCCCCCUGUGGGGUCCCUGUGGGGCCCCUCUGGAGGGCGCGCUGCUGCGGCCGUGGCUGCUGGAGCCCGAGGUGUUCGUACACUACGGAGUGAUUUGCCACAUUUGCGGCCAGCUGCCGAUUGUGGGGCCGCGCUUCAAGUGUCUGGACUGCUGGGCAGCAGCAGCAGCAAACUUCGACUUGUGCGGCAAGUGCAGGGCCACUGCAGCAGCAAAGCCCCCGCGCUUCCACUCCCACCACGCGUGAGCCGCCCCUCCUGCUGCUGCUGCAGCGGCGGCUGCUGCUGCUGCUGUUCUCCCUGGGGCUGCUCUUGCUGCUGCUGCUGCUCUUGCUGCUGCUGCGGCUGCUGUGCUGCUGCUCUUGCUGCUGCUGCAGCUGUCGUCGCCGCCGCGACAAGUGCCGUUGCAGCUGUCGUUUCUGCUGUUGCUGUUGCUGCUGCUGCUGCUGCUGCUACUGAAUCUGCUGCCCUGCGGUCGCGUUCAUGUGCUGCGCUGCUGCAGCGGCAGCCACCGGCUGCUGCUGGUGGAGCCUUCGCGGGCGGACUGGUGGGUGCAGAGCCUGAACAAGAUGAAGCGCAUGCACCCUGA
Molecule: messenger RNA, 2136 nt
Organism: Eimeria necatrix
Lineage: Eukaryota; Apicomplexa; Conoidasida; Eucoccidiorida; Eimeriidae
Product: zinc finger, ZZ type domain-containing protein, putative
Exons: 3
Coding region: 1-2136 (711 amino acids)
Biological process (GO): proteasome-mediated ubiquitin-dependent protein catabolic process
Molecular function (GO): ubiquitin protein ligase activity
Source: RefSeq, a predicted model, not a curated record